CCGCGGCGUGUGCCGGCGACCGUGGGCGCACCUAGUGCGAACGCGAGGCCGCUGGGCACCUUUAGGCCACCAGCAACCGAAGUGAAGAGGUUGACGGAGAAGGAAAUGGCACGGAGACGUGAGAAGGGGCUGUGUUUCCGGUGCGAGGAAAAGUACACGCCGGGACAUCGGUGCAAGCAGAAUUACUUGAUCGAGUUUGUGGACUCGGAUGACGAGGAGCCGGUGAUCGAAGAAGAACGAGAGGUGGAGGUCGAGGUGCUCGAUGAUGAGGCCGAGAUAUCUGUACACGCCAUGGUGGGCACCAAGGGAUCGAGGACGAUGCGUUUGCCGGCGUGGGUGAAGGAUCAGCGAGUGACUGUGCUCGUGGACAAUGGGUCGUCGCACAACUUCAUUAAUGCGACGCUAUCUCACAAGCUUAAACUACCCACGUCCAUGGUCGAGCCAUUCGAGGUGCGGGUGGCUAAUGGAGAGAGACUGCGGUGCUCGAAGGUGUACCGAGGCGUGCCAAUCAAAUUUGAAGGAGUAACGGUAAAGGCGGACCUGUUUGCCUUACCAUUGGUGGGACCUGAUGUGGUGCUUGGUGUGCAAUGGCUCGAAGGGCUCGGUGACGUAACGACCAACUAUCGGAAGGGCGUGAUGAAGUUCGAGACCGAUGAUAGGUUGGUUACCUUGAAAGCGAGCGAGGGAUCGACCAAGGAGGUUGGUCUAAAAAGCAUCGAGAAG
Messenger RNA from Striga hermonthica, 723 nucleotides. Lineage: Eukaryota; Viridiplantae; Streptophyta; Magnoliopsida; Lamiales; Orobanchaceae. The record is from the annotation of a GenBank genome assembly.